Messenger RNA from Racocetra persica, 389 nucleotides. Lineage: Eukaryota; Fungi; Glomeromycota; Glomeromycetes; Diversisporales; Gigasporaceae. The record is from the annotation of a GenBank genome assembly.
UAAAGAGAAAAAGAAUAAUAAAGAGAUAAAUGAAAGAAUAAGCUAUACAAAAGAAGCAAAACUGACAAACAUAUCUAAAAAUUCUGACAAAGAAAGAACUACAAACAACGAAAGUGAGAUAUUUAAAAGUUAUCAAAGACCUAUGGGCGUAUAUGAUGUUAGUGAAAAAUUUACUGAGGCAGAUGAAGUUAAAAGGAAAGAGAACAAAGCAUUCGGCUAUAGUCAAAAAUUAGCAGAGAAGUCUAUUCGAAGAGUGAUGUUGCUAGAACAAUUGAUAUUGGAAGUCCAAGAAAGUAGAUUUGUUGAUGGAUUUAAGAAUAAAGCUAAAACAUUAAGAAAAAGGGAAAAUUUGAAUGGUGCUAAAGAGCUUGUAGCUAAUAAUGAUAAGG